Molecule: messenger RNA, 1647 nt
Organism: Xenopus tropicalis (tropical clawed frog)
Lineage: Eukaryota; Metazoa; Chordata; Amphibia; Anura; Pipidae
Gene: meox2
Product: mesenchyme homeobox 2
Exons: 3
Coding region: 151-1053 (300 amino acids)
Biological process (GO): regulation of DNA-templated transcription; positive regulation of transcription by RNA polymerase II
Cellular component (GO): nucleus
Molecular function (GO): DNA-binding transcription factor activity; DNA binding; DNA-binding transcription factor activity, RNA polymerase II-specific
Source: RefSeq, marked provisional
GCCACCAGGCUGAAGACCUGGAUUAUCUGAUCUGUACUGAAAGUGUGCCGUUACUGUUUGGGAAAAAUAUCAUUUUACAGUGAAAAGUGACAGCGUUGUGGAGUUUAAUCCUGCCAGAAUCUCAAGCCUGCAACUUGAAACUUGUAUGCCAUGGAACACACACUGUUUGGCUGCCUGCGCAGCCCCCAUGCCACCUCUCAGGGCUUACACCCCUUUGCCCAGUCUUCUCUUGCCCUCCAUGGAAGAUCCGACCACAUGUCCUAUCCUGAUUUAUCCUCUUCUUCGUCCUCUUGCAUAUUAACUGGCUAUCCCAAUGAGGAGGGCAUGUUUGGGAGCCAGCAUCACAGAGGACAUCAUCACCAUCAUCACCAUCAUCAUCAUCACCAGCAACAACAGCACCAGACCUUGCAAUCAAAUUGGCACAUUCCUCAGAUGUCAUCUCCUCCUGCCUCCACCAGACAUAGCCUUUGCCUUCAGCAGGAAUCUGGACCUCCAGAUCUAAGUGGCAGCCCCUCUAUUUUGUGUUCAAACACAUCCAGCCUGGGCACUAACAGCUCAACGGGUGCAGCUUGUGUGACAGGGGACUAUGGCAGACAGACCCUCUCCCCGGCAGAAGCAGAAAAGAGGACUGGCAAAAGAAAAAGUGACAGUUCAGAUUCCCAGGAAGGAAGCUACAAGUCAGAUGUGAACAGUAAACCUCGGAAGGAAAGAACAGCAUUUACAAAAGAACAAAUCAGAGAGCUAGAGGCUGAAUUUGCCCACCACAACUACCUGACGAGAUUGAGAAGAUAUGAGAUAGCAGUGAACUUGGAUCUUACAGAAAGACAGGUUAAAGUUUGGUUCCAAAACCGAAGAAUGAAAUGGAAGCGAGUAAAAGGGGGCCAACAAGGAGCUGCCGCUAGAGAAAAGGAACUGGGGAAUGUAAAAAAAGGAACUCUUCUACCUUCCGAGCUUUCUGGGAUCAGAUCAAGUAGCCUUCAGCAUACAGCUGACUCAUUAACCAAUGAUGAUAGCCACGAUAGUGAUCAAAGCUCUGAACAUGCACAUUUGUGAUUCCAAAAAAAUAAAAGACUUUCAAGCAGUUUUGUUCUCAGGAAGAAAUUGCUACAUGGCAAGACUUAUACAAACAAUGUCUAUGUACACAGAUAUUCUGGUGAACUAAUCUGUUUGUAUUUUUCUUUUUGAAGAGUUUACUUAAAUACCACACUAAUGUCUUAAAACAUGACACUAAUGUCUUAAAAGAUUAUGAAGAAGGAAAACUGGUUUGGAACAUUCCAAUACAUAAAUGAUUACAAAGCUGAUGACUAUGGGCAGGUAUACUUGCUUUAGCUUGCACUGACGUUUACUCAGAAAACAGUUUACUUAAUACAAAGAUAGUUUUCAGUUUCAAAAAGGCAGUGACAAAAAUCCGCUAUUUUAUAAGCAAAACUAAAACCAACAAAAAAAAAAUCGAUUUUAGCUCUGUAAAUAUUCAUACCGCAGUAUCACUACGUUUACUACUUUUGCAAUGCAUUCAUGUAUGAAGUAAGCAUUGAACCAAAAAAGACAAUGAUUUGCAAUAUGAUUUGUAUUCUUCUCUGUUUAACAACAUCCUGCACAUAAAGUUCAGCCUGGAAAUAUUUAUAUUAUUAAAUUUGCUUCCUCAAG